This is a messenger RNA of Salvia splendens (bonfire salvia), 612 nucleotides long. RefSeq lists its product as uncharacterized. The transcript is spliced from 6 exons. Lineage: Eukaryota; Viridiplantae; Streptophyta; Magnoliopsida; Lamiales; Lamiaceae. The record is from RefSeq and is a predicted model, not a curated record. Bases 1 to 612 code for a protein of 203 amino acids.
AUGGGGGCCAUGUUUGAUCCAAGAAUGAAGCUGAAACUUGUGGAGUAUGAUCCUCUUUCAAGUGAGGACAAAGUCAAUAGGUUGAAGAUGAAAUUCUAUAUUCUAUACAAUGAGCUUAAGAAAAAAGGUGUUGAUGCAUCUUUGUCUAAAGAUCCUCAACCAGUGGAAGUUCUAUUUCUGAAGUUGGGGAGUCUAAAUUCAUGGAAGGAAAUAAAUCAAGAGAAACUAUUUUGCACAAUAUGGGAGUCAAAUGUUGACUUAUACCUGGAUCAACUGAAAAAGAGUGAAGGAACAAUUCCAAUUGUUAUUAUUCAGUUUUGCAAGCGCAAUCUAUUUAGAGGUGAAAUUCGCAUUUCUACACAUUUUCAAGCUUCUAAGGUUGUGAUCAAUGCUGAUGUUAAAGAAGUGAAAGAUUUUAGGAUGAGAAUAAGAGAUGAUAGCAGAUUUCUUCAGCAAGGUUCUGUCAUUGAAGGAGGACAAAGGCUUGGUGGUGAAUAUGAUGAUCUACAAGUGAAGUCCCUUGAGGAUUUGUCUUGCCUAGAGGAAGGUUCAUGUUGGGUGUUUGGUAAAAUUGAGUCAGUUGAGUGCCAUUAUGGUCAGAGAAGUGGAUAA